Mercenaria mercenaria is the source of this 2890-nucleotide messenger RNA. RefSeq names its product sodium-coupled monocarboxylate transporter 2-like. Gene Ontology annotation, biological process: transmembrane transport; sodium ion transport. Gene Ontology annotation, cellular component: membrane. The transcript has a single exon. Gene Ontology annotation, molecular function: symporter activity. Lineage: Eukaryota; Metazoa; Mollusca; Bivalvia; Venerida; Veneridae. The record is from RefSeq and is a predicted model, not a curated record. The coding region runs from base 510 to 2300 and encodes 596 amino acids.
AUUGAAGAAAUAAGAAAUAGUAUAAAAUGAAUAUUUUUCUUUUCGACACAUUUUUUAUAGUAUAGUAUGAAUACUUACGCAUUUAUUCAUAAAUCUUAGCACGAGAGUCAUCUUACACCCCGGCAUGUACGACAAGUUUUUCCAGAACAGGCAAAAAAAAAGCGAAACUCUUGUCUUGCAUGCAGGAUAUGUUCUUAUCCUCACAGUUAAUCCGUUAUGAAUAUAUUAUUUACUUGGUAUAUCUUCAUUAUUUUUAUCGUCACGAUUUUAUUUUCUCAAGGACUGAAUUUAAAAAUAAAAGUAGAUGAAACUAACAUCGGCUGCACCUGACUUUGACCAUGACCUCUUUUUUCGGGAACGAUUUGCAUGUAAGAGCAUACCGGUCAAAGCCUAUGGUACAUAAGUGUCAUUACAGUGAAUCCAGAGUUUAGUCGUUGGAAAACCGCAUAACUGAACAUUUGUAUUUUUUAGGGCUUUCUUAACAGACAUUGUAUUUAUAACUUGUUAAAAUGUCAGUAAGAAAAGAAUCUACAUUUAGUGCAGCGGAUUAUGUUGUUUUUGUUGGUACUUUGCUCGUUUCCUUUUCUAUAGGAGUAUUUUUUGCGAUAUGGGAGCGGAAGAAGAACACACCAACGGACUAUUUUCUAGCAGGCAGGAAUUUUAACACUUUGCCGGUCGCUUUGUCUUUUAUAGUCACCUUUCAGUCUUCUCUGAUGAUCAUUGGCGUUCCUGCGGAGGGAUACGCAUAUGGAAUGAAAAUGUUGUAUUAUGUUGUCGGAGUUAUAACAGCAUACAUAUUCGCUGGAAUCUUUAUCGUACCUGUGUUCCAUCCAUUACGGCUAACAAGCGUGUAUGAAUACUUUUAUUUGCGUUUUGGUGAUAACGUUUUACGUUACCUAACACUCACCUCAGGCGUGCUUUACAAUAUAUUCUACAUGGGAACUGUAACUUACGGAACAUGCGUCGCAUUAGAGGUCGUGAUGGGUAUACCGUUCUGGGGUACUAUCAUUAUUUAUACAACAGUCACAGCUGUGUAUACCUCUAUUGGUGGUAUAAAAGCCGUCAUAUGGACGGACGUUUUCCAGAUGCUAAUAAUGCUCACGGGAAUAAUAGCCGUCCUUAUAAAGUCUACCGUUGACGUAGGAGGUACGGCCAAUAUAAUCAAGUAUGCUGGAGACAGGUUUGACGCUGCUGACUUCCGUUUCGAUCCAACCAUUCGUUACCAAUUUUGGAACACUUCUUUCGGUUCGUUCAGCAUUAUGCUCAUUUGUACAUACAUGCAGCCCGCUAUGCAACGUGUUUACUCAACGCCCAGUGUGAAGUCCGCAAGAACAUUGUAUUUCAUCUCAGCACCGUUAUACGCAUUAUUCCUCUCAAUGGCCGCUCUCGAAGGAGCUUUUAUCUUUGCUUAUUUUGUUUCAAAACGCUGUGAUAUUCUUGAUGGAGGCCUUGUUGAGAAUAUAAACGAGAUUCUUCCGUUUACAAUACAGCAGUUAUUCAGCGACUAUCCCGGUUUUGCAGGACUGUUUAUAGCAUCCCUCUCCAGUGCAGCUCUAAGCACCCUUUCAUCAUGCCUGAGCAGCCUUUCUGCGGUCACCUACGUGGACAUUAUAAAAGUUAAUUUUCCUAAUAUCGGUGUAUACAAAGCUACCAAUAUUUCAAAAGUUCUCGUUCUGUUUUAUGGACUAGUGGCGAUGCUACUAGCUUUUGGAAUCGCUCUUAUACCAGGAACAAUUCAUGCAAUAUUUGCGGGGUUCAUGGGUUGCAUCGAUGGGCCAACAUGUGGGGUAUUUGUUCUAUCAAGCAUGUGGAGACGAUCCACAAGUAAAGGCUUAUUUAUUGGAGCUAUUGCUGGAUUUUGUGUGUCACUAUGGCUAAACGUCGGACAGACUUUCACAAAUUUACCGUCAUACCCUUAUCUUCCUCCAGGACCAACAGAUAAUUGUUCUUCCUUUCUCGAUCAAGCCUGGAAUGCUACAGACUUUUCCUAUGUUCAAAACACAGAGAUGCCAACAACAGAGAUGCCAACUACAGACAUGUCCACUAGUUCUCCUGAGAAAACUGUUCUAGAGACAAUUUAUAGCAUAUCAUUUAUUUUGUUCUCUUUUAUCGGCUUUGCAACAUCGUUAGUUUUCGGUGUAGUCUUCAGCCUCCUAACCUCUCCUCCAAAGGUCAUUAAUGAAAGCUGUAUUUUUUCGUUCCAAAAGCAUAUUAUAGAUGACCUUUUCAAACCGAAAGUAACACGGGAUGAGAUGGCAAAAGAUACUACAGAGAUGGAAUUUUUUGUGAAAAAGGAAUGAUUAAUCGCCCCUGAAUGAAUGAAAAUGAAGUUAUCUGUGUAUUUUAACUUUGUAUAAAUUGUUAUAAAACUUUAAAGUUAAAUAGUUCGUUAAGACAAUCAAUAUAAUUGCAGUUCAUACAUAGCAAAUAAAGUAUCAAUUAAAAUUUCAAAGUUCAUAAACUAAUGAAGUACAUGUAUGUAUUUGAUAGUGUAAAGGUCGGUUUCAAAGGUUUAUUUAUAGUUAUUUAUUGCGCUAAUUGAUCAAAACAAAUUCCGUUUUCUAAAUUGAUCAAUGCAUUACUGUAUCAUUUAUUACUGUAUCAUUUACAAGUAAAACGAAUUUUGUUUUGCUUCCUGCUAUUUAUUUUAUUUUGACUCAUUUUAGGGUCUAUUUUGUCAUACUCUUCAGAGGUAUGGGGCUAUACGAAAUCUAAGGAAUUUUGCCAACGAAUUUUAAAUGUUAGAACCAGUACAUGUAAUGCAAGUAUAUAUGGCGAGUUGGGACGAUAUCCCCCUUUUACACCUGAUAACAUGUUUAAUUAUAUAUUAUAUAUAUAUGUAUAUGAUGAUGUACUAUGUACAAGUCAAAAUAAAACGUAUGUUUUGUUC